AUGUCGAGGGUGGUACUCACUGGUCAACACGUUCUAUUGCCAGGCCAUGAUAACCCUGUUCCCGCAACCAUCUUGGUGGAUCAAGUCUCCGGGAAGAUCGUUGAUGUCAAGCAGGGUUUGAGCACCAAGGAAGACUUUGAAGCCUCCACCAUCAGCUCAUGGAUAGACGCUGGUGAUUUGGUUGUGUUACCCGGCCUUGUCGACGCCCAUGUACAUCUUAACGAGCCCGGAAGGACCGAGUGGGAGGGGUUUUGGACGGGAACAAGGGCUGCUGCGUCGGGUGGUAUCACAACCGUCGUUGAUAUGCCCCUAAAUUCCCUUCCGCCUACGACAACCGUGUCAAACCUCGAGGAAAAGAGAAGCGCCGCCAAAGGACAGUGUCAUACUGACGUCGGCUUCUGGGGCGGGGUGAUCCCAGGGAACCAGGACCACCUCGUUCCAUUGGUUGAUGCUGGGGUCAAAGGCUUCAAAUGUUUCCUUAUUGAAAGUGGCGUCGAGGAAUUUCCCUGCGUUACGGAAGAUGAUUUGCAUCCAGCAAUGGCAAACCUCGAAAAAUCCUCCAGUCUACUUCUCUUCCAUGCUGAAUUGGAUAGCUCCGUAGAUGGAGAAGACGGGCGAGAUCCGACGCACUACUCCACCUUCCUCAAAUCGCGUCCUCCUAGGUUCGAAUGCGACGCUAUCAGCCUAGUCCACAAGCUUCAGAAGCAAUACCCAUCUCUGCGAACCCACAUAGUCCACCUCUCCGCUGCAAAGGCACUGCCAGUUAUUCGAGAAGCCAGAGCUGCUGGGCUACCUCUCACGGUCGAAACCUGCUUCCAUUACCUAUGCCUUGACGCAGAAGACAUUCCCGAUGGCCAUACGGAAUUCAAGUGCUGUCCCCCUGUGCGUGAAUUGGCGAAUCGUGAUCAGCUGUGGGAUGCUCUGAAAGAGGGUAUGAUCGAUUUCGUCGUUUCUGACCAUAGUCCUUGCGUCAUCGAGCUGAAGAAUGUGGAUACUGGAAAUAUCAUGACGGCUUGGGGCGGAAUCAGCACCUUGGGAUUAGGGCUUAGCCUCCUCUGGACAGAGGGUAAGACGAGAGGUUGCUCCUUAGGUCAGGUGGUGGAUUGGAUGAGCCUGAGGACCGCAAAGCACGUUGGUUUAGAGAAGACCAAGGGAAAGCUGGCAGUCGGUUUUGACGGCGACUUCGUUCUUUGGGAUCCGAAUGCUUCUUUUACCGUUACCAGGGACUUUCUCCAGUACAAGAACAAGAUCUCACCAUACGAAGGCAAAGAAUUGACUGGGCGCGUGGAGAAAACCUACCUCCGAGGGUCCUUGAUUUAUGACCGCCGCCACAAUGGGUUUGACGGUCUUCCCCCUCUUGGGAAGCUGAUCUAGCGCGUAUGUAUUAUCGCCAGUCGAAUCAAUCCUUGGUUCCUUUUG
This is a messenger RNA of Coprinopsis cinerea okayama7#130, 1419 nucleotides long. Its product is annotated as allantoinase. Lineage: Eukaryota; Fungi; Basidiomycota; Agaricomycetes; Agaricales; Psathyrellaceae. Gene Ontology annotation, molecular function: allantoinase activity; cobalt ion binding; zinc ion binding. Gene Ontology annotation, cellular component: cytoplasm. The record is from RefSeq and is a predicted model, not a curated record. Gene Ontology annotation, biological process: allantoin catabolic process; purine nucleobase catabolic process. Bases 1 to 1374 code for a protein of 457 amino acids. The transcript is spliced from 6 exons.